GUUUCUUUGAAAUUAUUAUUAAAGAACAAGAGUUCAACUUGUUCAAAAUACACAAUUUGUCUAAACAAAAAUAAACUGAUCUCACUUUGAACAAAUCACUAUGAAUUCGGUAAUUUUUAUUGUACUUGCAUUGUUUGCCAUCAAUAUUUUGGCUGCUCCCUUAGAUGAUUCAAAAAUUGCACAAAUAAUUUCUUAUGAAAAUGAAAAUCUUGGAAUUGAUGGAUACAAAUUUUCCUUUGAAACUAGCGAUGGUACAAAAAGAAGUGAAGAAGCAACUCUUAAAAAUAUCGGUAAAGAUAACGAAGCUAUAUCAGUUCGUGGAACAAUUUCAUGGCUUGGAGCAGAUGGAAUAACUUAUACAAUUAAUUUUCUUGCUGAUGAAAAUGGUUAUCAACCAGAAGGAGAUCAUAUUCCUAAGGCAUAGAGAAAUUUAAAUUAUAAAUUGAUUGAAACAUAAUUAUCUCUUAAUACAAAUAAUUUGGUCAA
This is a messenger RNA of Eupeodes corollae, 486 nucleotides long. Its product is annotated as endocuticle structural protein SgAbd-6-like. Gene Ontology annotation, molecular function: structural constituent of chitin-based larval cuticle. Lineage: Eukaryota; Metazoa; Arthropoda; Insecta; Diptera; Syrphidae. Gene Ontology annotation, cellular component: chitin-based extracellular matrix. The coding region runs from base 101 to 424 and encodes 107 amino acids. The record is from RefSeq and is a predicted model, not a curated record. The transcript is spliced from 3 exons.